Molecule: messenger RNA, 1251 nt
Organism: Vidua macroura (Pin-tailed whydah)
Lineage: Eukaryota; Metazoa; Chordata; Aves; Passeriformes; Viduidae
Gene: OCIAD2
Product: OCIA domain containing 2
Exons: 8
Coding region: 490-930 (146 amino acids)
Cellular component (GO): mitochondrial inner membrane
Source: RefSeq, a predicted model, not a curated record
CGCGCCAAGCGGCUCCGCGGGGCCGGAUUUCUCCGGUGUCACGGCGGGGGAAGGCGGGCGUCGCGGCGCGGCUUUCGGCAGCCGGCCCGGGGCAGGCGGGCGCUGUGGGGCCUGUGCUGCCGCAGCCCGUCAGUUCUGGAAGCACACUGAGGUGCUUGAGCGUGUCCAGAGAAGGGCAGCGGAGCUGCUGAAAGGUCUGGGGUAUAAGUCCUGCUAGGAGCGGCUGAGGGAGCUGGGGCUGUUUAGCCUGGAGAAAAGCAUGCUCGGGGAGACCUCAUUGCCCUCUGCAACCACCCGGAAGAAGUUUGUAGCCAUUAGUCUCUUCUCCCAGACGACUAAUGGCAGGACAAGAGGAUGGAGCUUCAAGCUGUGCCAGGGGAGGUUCAGGUUGAACAGCAGGAGGAAUUUCUUCACAAUAACGAAAGAGAAGUAGCCAAGCAUAAAAGGCAUAGCUUCUGCUGAACAAGAGCAGUAGCAGACUACAAGGAAAUGUCUUCUGAAAUAGGUCAACAGGGAAGUCAGACACCUCCAAUAAAGCAACCUGGAUGGCCAAUGUUAUUUUGUCCCAUGUCCCAAAUUCAAGACAGGGAGAUUGCAAGGAUAAUUAAAGAAUGCAAACAGGAAAGUUUCUGGUACAGAGCUCUUCCUUUAUCUCUUGGGAGCAUGCUUGUCACCCAGGGGCUAAUCUCAAAAGGCAUUUUCUCAGCAAGCCCAAGAUUUGGUCCAUACCCCAAGAUGGCAAUUGCCGGUGUCUUGGGUUUUGCCAUUGGAAGGAUGUCAUACAUGGGAGAAUGCCAGAAAAAGUUUCAGAAAAUUGGUAUUGCACCAUUUGGUGCACAACAAAAAAGGAAGUGUCAUCAUACUUGCAAAGACUGUAAAUCAAAAUUGGGAUCAAAUGAGAGAGAAGGUUCAAGCCCUUCAGCAACUUAGUGCCAGGGGCUCUGGAAUGUUCUCAGAGAAAUCACCAAGAAGCUCCAUGUUUCACAUUGAAAGCAAGGUGGCACUCACAUAAAUAACAGGUCAUUUUAUUUAUUACAGAUGUGGUGAACAUGAUUAAAACUUUAUGGACCAUCUUCUUUCAAGGCACUUUCCUGUAGACUAGAAAUAAUAAUUUUGUGAUUCUAUCUCUUAGAUUUGGUAUAAAUUGACUUAUUUGAAAUAGUUGCAUAUUGUUACAUAGUUCUGUUUGUACUAAAUACCAUUUUUUUGAAAUGCACUUUUUGAAAUACACUCCUCUCUUUUCAGCACGCA